Molecule: messenger RNA, 2544 nt
Organism: Acanthosepion pharaonis
Lineage: Eukaryota; Metazoa; Mollusca; Cephalopoda; Sepiida; Sepiidae
Source: the annotation of a GenBank genome assembly
AUGUCCUACCAGAUAAUUGACCGUAUCAUUUAUUAUUACACUUGGCCAGUCACGGUUAAUGUCGAAGUUAACUAUAACAAGUCGCUCGUCUUCCCAUCAGUAACCAUCUGUAAUCAAAACCAAUUCAGGAUAUCAAAAGCAUCCCAGAAAGGACAAUACGAAUUACUGGAUAGUCUUUACACACGGACGGGUCCGGUCAAUUCUACUUUCCUACGGAAAUACCAAGCCAAUAAUUUAACCUUCUACAAGCUUUUCACGUCAGUGUCCCAUCAAAAAGAGGAUUUGAUAGUUUCAUGUUCGUGGGGAGGAGAAUUAUGUGGACCGGAAAAUUUCACAAUGGUCAUCACCGAUCAUGGCGUUUGUUAUACAUUCAGCCAAGAAUCGAACGGAGAUUUGAGAAAGGCAGCCACGACAGGAGCUGACAACGGCCUUCGACUGUUACUUAACGUUGAACAAUACGAGUAUAUGCCGGGACCUCACGAUGCUGCUGGAGUUAAAAUUCUCAUGCAUAAUAACGGUGAAUUUCCAAAAGUCCACGAGCUCGGACUGGCCACACCGACUGGAACACAUGCCUUUGUAGGACUAAAAAUUGUAUCGCUGAGCAACUUGCCUGAGCCACGAGGAAACUGCAGUAGCAAAGAUUUGAAAUUCUUUCCAGAUUACACGCCAGAAAACUGCGAGAUCGACUGCUUCACUGAACAUUUGCAUAAAAUUUGUAAAUGCAGACUGAAAUUCAUGCCUCACAAAUAUGGAGUUCCACCAGUAUGCACCUUGCAGCAAUAUUUUGAAUGUUACUUGCCAAAAAGAGAUGAGAUAUUAUACCACGUGCGCCGUUACUGCACUUGCCCGAUUCCGUGUAACACGAUCCUUUACGACCCAUCUGUAUCUUAUGCUAGCACCUCCAGCUAUGCUGUAGACUCAUUGCUCACGAAGGUCACCUCCGGUGACGUGGAAAGCAAAUUUCUUCAUGCUCGAGAGGUCAGCAACAGAGUCGUGGUCGAACGAUUCAACCAUACCAAGCAAUUGAUCACUGAACUAGCCGCUUCUUUCACCAACCUUAAGCGACUGUUCGACGAGAACAUCAACGAUCGCAUAGACAAACAAGUAAAACUGCUCAGCAACUUCUACAACGACACAACAAAGCAAGCUAAGACCAAACAGUGGAUGAAUAAGUAUCAAACGUACGCCGUCGAGAAGAACUUUCUCCGCGUCCGGGAAGCGAUGGAGGAACGCACACUCAAAUAUCUAGCGUUUGACUAUCUAAACUUCAUCUAUAUUAUUGAAAACCGUCUCCGAGAACUGGCAGGUACUGAAUUAACUGACAAGACAAUACGAAAGUUUCUCUACGUAAUGAUCGUAAACAGUUGCAAAGCAAACAUUGAGAAAGGCAAUAAAGCGAUGGGAAAUUAUACAGAACUGUUAGGGUCAUUCCAAAACGGUACCCCCAUCUUCAACUACAAAUACAAAACGACACCUCGAUCUCACAACAUUUACAUCGUGCCGAAGCCACUGCUUUCCAGGGCUUUGACUCACUCAUCGUACGCGAUCAAAUACACAAAGAAACUCCCCCAGUGGAUUAAACGUGUUCAAGAUAGCUUACAAAUGUACAUCGAUCUGGCUAACGAGACUUUCGUUAACCAUACACUGAACGAAACUCGAAUGGCUCAGAUAAGUGAAGCCUACAACAAGGCUUGCAAGAAUUACAAUUUCGCAAAGAGUGCUUUUUAUUUUUACUCGGUCGACUGGUCCAAGGAGCAGGUGGAACAAAAGGAACUGGUGACGUCAGCUUUGCUGGAAAAAUAUGAAAACAUUGCUAACGAUAUGAAAUUCAAUCUACAGAACCUUGAAUCUCUACUAAGGUCGCUGCAGAACACCAUUAUGCACAAUUUGACGGUUACUAGCCGUUUGGCCAUCGAUUAUCUGAACGCAUCAACUAGUAAGAGGUCAUUGGCCAAAAUAUUCACUUCAGCCAGUAUUCGUCAAGGUAUAAAUGAACUGAAAACGUUCUUUAUCGAAAUUCGAGCACGUGGGAGUACGCUGUUCGACAGUUGGAAUAAACUAGCUAUGGCUAGCGUCAAUAUUUGGGAAAAUAUUCUCAAUGAUGUCGAUUUAGUGGACUAUUACACAUUCCUGAACAAGACUGAAUAUCUGCAAGAUUUAGCCGACGUAACAAAAAAUAUUCUCGAUCAACACGACAAAGUAAGAGAUGAAAAUGAUCUGAGAGAACUGGUCGGUAAUACAGAUCGCAUAUUCCUCUAUUGUCUGGAAAAUGUCAUCGAGGAAAUGGCUGCAUUCGAGGAGUCUUUGAAAAUGGAUACAGAUUUCCUCAGGGAGAAUUUCUUAGAGCUCGCCAUUUUUUAUAGAGAACUGAGUUACGAGCAGAUCACGCAACAGGUUGCCUAUGACAUAUUUUCCCUUUUCUGUGACAUUGGUGGUUCUAUGGGCUUAUUUAUUGGUGCCAGUGUCUUGACAAUUUUUGAGAUUGUCGAAUUUAUUUUCAACCAAUCACUGAGAAUAGCAUUUUUACAAAAAAAGAAAAAAUGA